Molecule: messenger RNA, 1504 nt
Organism: Phalaenopsis equestris
Lineage: Eukaryota; Viridiplantae; Streptophyta; Magnoliopsida; Asparagales; Orchidaceae
Exons: 8
Coding region: 41-1222 (393 amino acids)
Cellular component (GO): Golgi apparatus
Molecular function (GO): UDP-xylose transmembrane transporter activity; antiporter activity
Source: RefSeq, a predicted model, not a curated record
ACGCCAGCGAGCGAGUGUUGUGAGACCCAAACAAUUGGGCAUGGAUAAUUCAUUCAAGCGUUUUGGAAUGUUGAUUUGCCCGCUGCAAAAUUUCAAAUUUAUUGCUUCGGUUAUUCAGUUUCAAACACCGUCUCUUUUUAAUGGCAAAAGGUUAGAAGAUGUUAGAGCUUCUCUUUUCAACGAUCUGCGAACAUCUGAAGGUGCAAAGCGACUACAGCAACGAAUUUGUGGCCCUACGGUUGCUUUAACGUUCAAUUUUUGGGUUUCUGUUUGUAUCAUUCUGAUGAACAAGCUGGUGCUUGGAAAAGUUGGUUUCAAUUUUCCAAUCUUGCUUACCUUCAUCCACUACAGUCUGAGCUGGUUUUUAAUGGCCAUUUUGAAUGCAUUCUCUUUCCUUCCAGCCUCUCCUCCCGCAAAAUCUUCCAGAUUCUUUAGUCUGUUUACCCUUGGCAUGGUCAUGUCUUUCUCUACUGGUCUCGCAAAUGUCAGCUUGAAGUACAACAGUGUGGGUUUCUAUCAGAUGACGAAGAUUGCUGUGACGCCAACUAUUGUUCUAGCAGAGUUUGUGCUCUUUGCAAAGACUGUUUCUUUUCAGAAGGCCUUGACACUGACUAUAGUAUCAAUUGGAGUUGCUGUUGCAACAGUUACAGACCUGGAGUUCCACUUAUUUGGAUCAUUAGUUGCUCUGGCAUGGAUAAUUCCGAGUGCUGUCAACAAAAUCCUUUGGUCCAAUCUUCAGCAGCGUGAAAACUGGACAGCUUUAGCCUUAAUGUGGAAGACAACCCCGAUGACUCUUUUCUUUCUGGUGGUUUUAAUGCCCUGGCUCGACCCUCCUGGCGCCCUUUCCUUCCAUUGGAACUUCUCCAACACAUUGGUCAUAUUCCUCUCAGCUAUUCUUGGUUUUUUGUUACAGUGGUCUGGUGCAUUGGCUCUGGGGGCAACGUCUGCAGUCUCCCAUGUUGUUCUUGGGCAGUUCAAGACUUGUGUUAUCCUGCUUGGUGGUUUUCUUCUCUUCAAUUCUAAUCCAGGGAUUUUAAGCAUCUGUGGAGCAAUUAUUGCUCUUGGAGGUAUGUCGUUGUACACUUACUUAAACAUGCUGGCCUCUCAUCAACAAGCAGCGAAGCCGACAAACCGACAAUCAUCAUUUCCUUUAGUGAAAGCUAAGCAUAAUAAGGAAAUUGGUGAUGCUCAUGAUGGUGAUCCGGGAACAGUGCCUGUCUAAGGAUAUUAGCGUUGGUUAUUGAAGUAUUUACAACUUUUUAGAUACAUAUAAAUCCAAGAUGAUUGUUUCUUGGAAUCAGAAAGAAAAAGGGUGAGGGUCCAACUAUAGUUUUUCUUUUGUAUCAAACAUUUAAUUCCAUCCUUUUUUCCAUGUUGCAGUUUCUGAAAUUGCAGAAAUAGUAGAAGCUACACCUUUGUGGCCCAAAUUGUAUUUAAGUGUGUAUUGAACAGUUCUUUUAUCUUCAUUGAGGAUACAAAUGCGUCUCUUUAGAAAGUUUUUUUU